Messenger RNA from Capronia epimyces CBS 606.96, 1833 nucleotides. RefSeq lists its product as uncharacterized. Gene Ontology annotation, molecular function: hydrolase activity. The coding region runs from base 1 to 1833 and encodes 610 amino acids. The record is from RefSeq and is a predicted model, not a curated record. Gene Ontology annotation, biological process: nucleotide catabolic process. The transcript has a single exon. NCBI's taxonomy places the organism in Eukaryota, Fungi, Ascomycota, Eurotiomycetes, Chaetothyriales, Herpotrichiellaceae. Gene Ontology annotation, cellular component: cytosol.
AUGCUGCUAAGCUUGUUCCUCACCCUCACGCCUUUCCUGCGGCCGGGCUAUGGUUGCGAGGACCAUGACUGGACUUCGCCUGUCCUGGGAGGCUAUGUCGAUCACGGACUGAUGAAGAAACAUGAUCUCAUGAAGCGAAUACAGCCACAAGCAAUGGUCACUCCCCCGCAGCAGAUCAAAGGCUUGCAUUGGGGACAGAUCAAUUUCCUACAGACUACAGAUACGCAUGGUUGGUUAGCAGGACACCUACUCGACGAGAACUACAGCGCCGACUAUGGCGACUUUGCGGAUUUUGUCCAGAAGAUGAAAGCAAAGGCCGACGCUCUCGGGGUCGACCUCCUGCUCAUCGACUCAGGCGACCUUCACGAUGGAACUGGAUUUGGCGAUGCCACAACUCCCAAUGGCAGACUCACACUUCCCAUCUUCAAGAAGUUGCCCUACGAUCUGUUGUCAAUCGGGAACCAUGAGCUCUACACAACUGGGAUUGCAAACGAUACCUAUCACAACUUCGCGCCUUACUGGGCUGGUCGCUAUAUCACCUCCAAUGUUGAGUUCAACGAUACCGGAGUGCUCAAGCCCUUCUCCCAACGGUACGCUUACUGGAGGACGAAGUUUGGUGUCAGAAUCAUGUCUUUUGCCUUCAUCUUCAACUUUACCGGCAACAGCGAUGCAACCGUGGUCACUCCGGUUGGUGAUGCUGUCAAGCAAUCGUGGUUCCAGCAGCAAGUCAAGAGGUCGGACAUUGACAUGUUCGUGGUCGCUGGGCACAUCACCCUACGCAACUCAACUGAAUGGGGUUUAAUAUACGCCGCAAUCCGUCAGCACCAUCCCACUACGCCCAUCCAAAUUUUCGGCGGUCACCGGCACGUGCGUGAUGCCGUGGUAUUUGAUGCAAAUGCGGUCGGCAUAGCCUCAGGGAGAUAUUGCGAAACCGUUGGAUGGGUAUCCGUCAACGGCCUACCCAAGAACGUAACUCAGGCGAACUCACCACAAGGCAACGCGACCAAAAUCACGCAGUCUCCUUCCGCCGUCCCUGGUGUCAAGCCCAACCACAAGUCCGAUCUGUCCUACACACGCCAAUACCUGGAUUUCAAUCGGUACAGCUUUGAAUUCCAUACGUCUACGACGGAGCAGACGUUCAACACUAGUCUUGGGGAGGGCAUUAGCGAGAAUAUAACCAGCGCCAUCAAUACCCUUCCGGAACUGACCCAAAAGCUUGGCUGUGUUCCGGACAGCUACUACUUGAGUCGAUACCCGAUCAGCUCGAACCUGAGCUUAUUCCACUACCUAACCACCGCCGUCUUCCCGAAAGUCAUUGUCGACGCGGAGCGUACCGACAUGCCGCGCAUCGUUCUCACCAACACAGGCGGUUUCCGCUACGAUCUACUGAAGGGACCUUUCACCAUUGACAAUGCCUAUCAGACCAACCCAUAUCAGAACUACUGGCGGCGUCUGACUGCUCCGUGGUCCGCGGCCAAGAACCUGCUGCUCAACUUGCAGACAGACAAAGUCUACAAGCGCGCCGUCAACGACACGAGUCUGGUCAGGACGUUGGGCUACGUCACGAAAGAUGAUCUGGGCUCCGACGGCGAUAAUACCGUGCACAUCGACCAGGGAAACGCUGCGAUGCCGCACUACGUCCAGGCAAACGUCAGUGUGGCGAAUAUUUCAGACUCGACUCUCGUCGACGUCUAUGCCACGAGUUUCUUCACUGCCGCCGCGGCAAAGUACCUCCCCGGCAAUACCAGUGACUGGAUCCCUGCCGACGGCAACUUCAGCUCGUUUGACACGUUGCCGCGUAUGGCCAAGCUGUAUUGGAGUAAGAAUUGCUGA